Messenger RNA from Sphaeramia orbicularis (orbiculate cardinalfish), 1284 nucleotides. RefSeq names its product proteasome 20S subunit beta 5 (gene psmb5). NCBI's taxonomy places the organism in Eukaryota, Metazoa, Chordata, Actinopteri, Kurtiformes, Apogonidae. Gene Ontology annotation, cellular component: cytoplasm; proteasome core complex. The transcript has 3 exons. The record is from RefSeq and is a predicted model, not a curated record. The coding region runs from base 30 to 845 and encodes 271 amino acids. Gene Ontology annotation, molecular function: threonine-type endopeptidase activity.
AGUUGCUUGCUCAUUUGAUAGUGUCAAAGAUGGCUCUUGCUAGUGUGUUGAAGAGUGAUUGUGCGGAUUUUUCGUUUGAUAAAUGUCAGCCGUCAGAAUUUGGUUGUGGGCUCAGGGAGACCGAUGUGGGAUUUGAUGCUACACAGGCGGAUGGAUUGACUUUUUCAGUUAGAAAUCCGCUCUCUGCCGUGGACGAUGAUGGCGUCGAGAGGAAAAUAGAGUUUCUGCAUGGAACCACCACUUUAGCAUUCAAGUUCCAGCAUGGUGUAAUUGUUGCAGUGGACUCUCGGGCCACAGCAGGGUCCUACAUUGCCUCACAGACAGUGAAGAAGGUUAUAGAGAUCAAUCCUUACUUGCUGGGUACCAUGGCAGGAGGAGCUGCAGACUGUAGUUUCUGGGAGCGCCUGCUGGCCCGUCAGUGCCGCAUCUACGAGCUUCGGAACAAGGAACGCAUCUCUGUGGCAGCGGCCUCCAAGCUGCUUGCGAACAUGGUGUACCAGUACAAGGGCAUGGGACUCAGCAUGGGAACCAUGGUUUGUGGCUGGGACAAGAGAGGCCCAGGGCUGUACUAUGUCGACUCGGAGGGGAACAGGGUGUGCGGUGACCUCUUUGCUGUGGGCUCAGGUUCCAUGUACGCCUAUGGUGUGAUGGACAGCGGCCUGCGGCAGGACCUGACCAUCGAGGAGGCCUGCGAGCUUGGACGGCGUGCCAUCUACCAAGCAACAUACCGCGACGCUUACAGCGGUGGGCAGGUUAACCUAUACCACGUCCACAGCAAGGGCUGGACCAGGAUCUCCCAGGAAGAUGUUCUUGUGCUGCACCAGCAGUACAAGGGUCAGGCAUAGUCAUGUAAAGCAAGAGCAUAGGGGAGACGAGGAAGUGGUGUUAAUACGGGGGGGUGGGGGGUUUGGAGGUUGGAGUAUGUGAGUUUUUUUUUUCUGGAAACAGAUGUUUAAUAUGUUCCAAAAUGUCAGUAGGGUCAAAACAUGAAUAAACAAGACUCAUCUGCCUAUUGAUUUUUCACUUGCAUUACUUCUCUGACCCGUUUUGACUUGUUGCUAGCUUAAAGAUUUAUAUUGUACAUUUUUUAAAAUGCCUGUAAGCUCCACUUAGCCUGCACCGAGAAUGAUUUGAGGGGUGGCAUAGAGGGGGCCGAUGACUCAAACAUGGUUUAACACGGUGUGGGAGUAGUGCAGUGCUUGCCCUACAUACAUUUCAUUUGGAUCAUACCCUGGGAAUCUACGUCUCCUUUCUCAAUAAAACCUCUGAUGUUCUUUUUUGUAA